Heteronotia binoei (common prickly gecko) is the source of this 4617-nucleotide messenger RNA. It is a transcript of the gene CDHR2, whose product is annotated as cadherin related family member 2. Bases 276 to 4244 code for a protein of 1322 amino acids. Gene Ontology annotation, molecular function: calcium ion binding. The transcript has 32 exons. Gene Ontology annotation, cellular component: plasma membrane. NCBI's taxonomy places the organism in Eukaryota, Metazoa, Chordata, Lepidosauria, Squamata, Gekkonidae. The record is from RefSeq and is a predicted model, not a curated record. Gene Ontology annotation, biological process: homophilic cell-cell adhesion.
AGCUAGGCUGAGUUUCUGAUCCACUGAUUUCAGUUAAUGAUUGAUCAGCUAAUUUACAAUGGGAGCCAAAGUCUGAGGAACUCAAAUCUCUGUUGCCUGCCACAGAAUCAAGCAACUGCCCAAGGAUUCCACAUAAUACCAGGGGAAGCCAGUAACCUGGUGGUAGCCUACAACCACAAGAAACUGCUCACCAACAGGGUGUGGAAGCUGGUGUAUCUCCACAGACAGAUCAUCCUUUACCAUGCUGUGUUUGCUGGUCCUUUUAGUCUAGCAGGAUGGUGUGGCUCACGUGGAUGCUGCUCUUCAUGUCCCAUACAUUUGCAUCAGGAAACACAGCACCACAAUUCAUAAUGAAUACCACUUUCUCUUUGCCAGAAGACACACCUUUAGGAGCCUUCCUUUUCCAGUUGGUGGCUGUGGAUGCUGACGGGGAUUCAUUGACAUAUGGCAUGAUAGGUGCAGAAGCUUACUACUUCUCUGUCAGCAGUGAUACGGGCAAUGUGACACUUCAGCAAAAAGUGGAUUAUGAGAGAACAAAGCUGAUUAGGGUUGAGGCUACCGUAGAUGACCAGAAAAAUGCUCCGGUCUUUAAAAAACUCACCAUCAUAGUAAAAGACCAGAAUGACAAUAUGCCAAUAUUUAUGAAUGAACCAUACAUGACAGAUGUCCUUGAGAAUAUGACAAUUGGCUCCUCAAUCUAUACAGUUUUGGCUGAAGAUGAAGACACAGGAAGUGCUGGACAGGUGUCAUAUACAAUUGAAGAAGUCAUUCCAAACAAUGAGACAAAUUACCAGCUCUUCUACAUCCUGUUCAAUGGCACUGUGGUGUUGAAUGGUUCACUUAGUUACAAUAACAAGAGCACUUUCUACAGAAUCAAGAUCAGAGCCAGGGAUGGUGGAGGAUUAUGGGACGGUGUGAUUGUCCAUCGGAAUAACACAGCCUACCUGUCUGUUACUGUUGUUGAUGUGGCUGACCUGGAUCCCCAGUUCCUGGGAGAGCCAUAUGUAGGCUCUGUACCAGAGAAUUGCCCCCUGGGAACCCCAGUGCUGACUGUCCUGGCAAUUGACAGAGACAAGGAAGUGAACGAUGUCAUCUUUUAUAACAUUAUUGGUGCCAGUGACAUGUUUAUAAUCAACAGUACCACAGGGAUAAUUGCUGUGAGUGGCAAUCUAGACCGAGAAGGUGUUCCAGGUGAAGAGGUGCAACUCCAAGUUGUGGCUCGAGAAAAAGAUUUGAACAUUUACCAGCAGGUGGCACAGGUGAGCACCACUGUGACAAUUCAGGUCACUGAUCUCAAUGACAACACCCCUCAGUUCUAUUCGUGUGAGUAUCCUGCCUGCAACUUCACAGACUCCCCAGUGAGUAAUUUUUCAGGUCAGAUAGAGGAGCAUGCUUCCCCAAGAACACCUGUGACCGGCUUCAGCAUGGUGGCCUAUGAUCCAGACAAGGGUUCUAAUGGCACCUUUCAGUUGUCCUUGCGUGGUCCAGACGCGUUUGCCUUCUCAGUGACACCCCAGCAAAUCGUGAAUGUUGGCACUGUACAGGUGCUAGUGAGCAUUUCAAGUGUUUUGGACUAUGAAAAGAUACCUACUCAUUCUGUGACUGUGGAGGUUGUAGCAAAUGACACCCGAAGGACAACCAGUUGCUGCUCCUUUGCCACUGUUACCAUCCAUCUUCUUGACAUCAACGACCACAGACCUGAGUUCAAUCAAAGCGAGUACAAGCUUCAUGUGCUGGAGGACAGCCCAUCGGGUACCAUUGUCUCUUCUGGCAUCACGGCUACAGACCCAGACAGUGGAAUUUAUGGAGACAUCACCUAUUAUCUACUGCCUGACAGCAUACGGUCCACUUUUAUAGUGAACUCAACAAGUGGUACAGUGCUGGUGGCAAAUGGCAGCAAACUGGAUUGGGGAACUGGACCUGUCUAUUAUGCCACUUUACAGGCAGUAGAUGGGGGUGGCUUAUCUGGUUCCACACAGCUGGAGAUCUCUGUGGUUGACAUAAACAACAAUCCUCCUAUUGUCACAGGUUCUUACAAAGAAUUUGUCCCUGAAGGCCAGGACACAUUCAGCGUCCAAAUCCAGGCAACUGACAAGGAUGCUCCAGGAACCAAUAAUAGCUGCUUGGUCUUUGAGAUCAUGCCAGGUAGCUUCAGCAAGAAUUUCACAAUUGACCCAAACACAGGGGAGUUGAGCAGCAGAGGGCCCCUGGACCGAGAGGCAAUCCCCAAGGAACUUGCAGGCAACAUGGUGGUGACAGUGCUUGUGCAUGACUUGGGCAUCCCGCAGUUGAACACCAUGGUCAAUGUCACCAUAACUGUGGAGGAUAAAAAUGACAAUGCACCCAGAUUCAACAGCUCACUGUAUGUCUUCUCUGUUCAAGAGGGUUUGCAAGGAAUCUUUGUGGGCAAUGUGGAAGCUACUGAUGCUGACCAGACUGAAAUCAACUACCGCAUCUCAUUCCGUAUUGAAAGCAACGCAGGCUCGAACAACUUCCUGAUACUCUCUAGAAGACUGGAGGCUGGCCGGUACCUGGGGAACUUGCGGUUAGACCCAGACAUUGCUCUUGACUAUGACCAGAUGCAGCAGAAGUUCUUCAAUCUGACUGUGCAGGCUGAGAAUUCAGGCUUUGAUGGAGCUGUGGACGUUGCUACUGCCCUGGUGCAGGUGCUAGAUAUCAAUGAUGAGCCCCCAGCCAUUGUGCCAUCCCCACCAAAUGACAUCAGAGUGUUGGAGAAUCUCACCUUGCAUGAGUGGGUUGCCAUGCUGCAGGCCACAGAUGUGGAUACUAACCAUUCGCUGGUAUUCCAGGAGUUAGGCGUCACAUGUUUCAAUAGUUCAGCCAAUGUAGGCAAUGUGUGUCAAAACUGGUUCCUUUUGGAGCCCAAUGGCUCUCUUGUUGCAAACUCUCUGGAGAUAGACUAUGAGGCCUGUAACCUCGUAGAACUCAAACUGCGUGUCAAGGAUCAGUUCACUGAGGUGGGGGACCCCUAUAGUGGAAAUGAGACCUUGAGGAUCAUAAUUGGUGAUGUGAAUGACAACCCUCCAGAGUUCCUUCCUAUUACCAAUACUUUUGUGGUCAUUCCAGAGAUCUCUGUAGUGGAUCUGCAAGUGGCUGUAGUUGGGGCUAGAGAUGCUGAUUCAGGGGAGAACAGAAUAAUCACAUUUGCCAUUUCCAGUGUAGUUUUCAUCACAGACAGUGGGCCUGACCAAGAUUUUGAAAAUCUUUUCAAGGUGGUAACACUGGCAGAAAAGGACCUCUAUGUUGGGAGCAUUCAAGUUGCAAGCAACCUUGACAGCUCAUUAAAAGGCCAGUACCAGCUGAAGGUAGAAGCCAAAGAUGGUGGGAUACCUCCACUGAGCUCUUCAACCUUACUGGAUAUCUUCACUGUAGACAAGAGCUACCGAGUUGGGCUGAAAUUUGACAAAGUCUUGCAGGAAGUGCAAGCCAGCUUAGACGAAAUCAAAGUGGCUCUGACCAUGGCCACCAAGUCAACAAUCUACGUGGCAACAAUUAAGUCUUUAGAGAACUCAUCAGCCUCCAAAUCUAACAGUGCCAAGGGGAAGAUGCUGAUGGAGGCCUACUUUGUCUACAGCAAUGGCACAGCUCUGAUGUCUGAAACUGUCACCAUGCUCAUCCAGAGCAACACUGAGGCCCUGGCAAAGCUGCUCGAUCUGGGUCUGUCUAUGAUUGGCCCUGCGGAUGUGGCAGAACCCAACACGAAUAAGGAGUUGAUUGGCAUCAUUGGGGGCCUGGCUGGGGCAGUAUUGCUUAUCCUCCUCAUCAUGAUCAUAACUGUGAUGAGCAUCAGGAAAAGCUAUGUGAGAAAGCUGAAGGCCCUCAAAGCCCUUAAGGUGGCUUCAAAUUUCUCAGAGAGUGCACAACAGCAGGGACCUGCUAUUCCUGGGACCAACAAAUACAACACAGAAGGGGCUAACCCCGUGCUUGGUUUCUCCUUGGACCCCUCUGCACCCCUGGACUUUGAGGACACCACCAGCUAUGAUGCAGUCAGCCUGAACUCCCUAGAUGAGAACACAGUUGAUGCUCCAAUGAGCAGUUCAGACACUCCUAUAAAGCUGGGCAGAGCAGAAGCUCGAUGGCGAGAAAAUGGCUGGGAGGAGCCUUUGAAAGCUGCCCUGGAAAGCCACUUCCAUGAUUUAGAUGACCAGCCACAGCAACUGGAACUCCCCAGUCAGAAGUGUUUAAGUUUUGACAACCCUGCUUUGGACACUACAGAUCUAUGACUUAACCCCUCCUCCAGCCCUAGCGAGGAGAGAAAAGAGCAAUUUGCAACCUGUGCAGUAACCAGCUACUUCAGCUGAAGUCGCAGUCCACAAUUAAGGAUACAUCUGCCCAUCAAUCUCCAAUUUUGACAUAUUUAUUUCCUUCACUAUAUUUCCCCCCAGAAUUAAACCCAAACAAAUGGCAACCAAAUAAACUAACCUUGUUAUUCCUGUUUGGUCCUUGAAGCUGUUAGACAUCUUAAUUAUGCUGCAUGCUAAUUUACUGCUCACCCUCAGCAUAUAUGUACGGACUGAUAAUUUCCAUUGCAUUGAUUCUGAAGAAAAGUGUAUGCAUACAAAAGCUUAUAUCUUAAAUAAAACGUUGUUGGUCUUA